Messenger RNA from Serendipita indica DSM 11827, 777 nucleotides. The record is from the annotation of a GenBank genome assembly. NCBI's taxonomy places the organism in Eukaryota, Fungi, Basidiomycota, Agaricomycetes, Sebacinales, Serendipitaceae.
AUGGGCGCAAUGCUGGUGGAUGGAAGCGCGCAUUGGGCAAACUCGGACGAAGGCGGGAUACACUCGAGCAACGGCCACGCCGGUGGCACUGUCAACUGGACCAUGGACCUGACGACCGAUUCACGUCCUGAGACAAUGUCUCCUGACAUGGAAGCUCUUCUGGCAAGAUCCACGCGUCCGCAAUGUAUUGCGCGCACGACGGAUCCGUCUGGAGGAGAGCCCCGGAUUCUAUCUCAACGAUAUGCGAAGGAUCGUGUCGAGUUCGCGCGGCUCAAGACGCUGGGCGUAAUGGAACAUCGAUUUCAUUUGGAUGGUCCGAUGAGUGGCGGUGCGACACGUCUGGGCCCCUUCUUCGACGACGUCCAAGCGCUCAUCUUCUUGGCGCCCAUUUCGGCGUUUGACCAGGUUCUCACAGAGGACCCAAGUGUCAAUCGCAUGGAGGACAGUUUGUUGCUGUGGAAGAGUAUCGUGAGCAACAAGUUGCUGAAAAUGUCAAUCUCGUGCUGUUCUCAACAAUGUGAUCUACUCCAACAAAAGCUGGAGGCGGGGACAAGGUUGGCGACGUACAUGACGAGCUACGGCGACCGACCAAAUGACUUUGAGAGUACUCUCCGCAACAAGUUUGCCGCUAUGCAUCAAGCGAACACGCCAAACCAAGAGCGCGACUUGUACAUCCACAUGACGUCUGUCGUCGAUACUCAAGCGACGAAGAAAAUCAUCACGAACGUCCGUGAUAUCCUCCUCCGUGACUCGCUCAAGGGCACGAAUUUGCUAUAA